Messenger RNA from Oppia nitens, 2180 nucleotides. RefSeq lists its product as uncharacterized. Gene Ontology annotation, biological process: autophagy; autophagosome organization; peptidyl-serine phosphorylation. The record is from RefSeq and is a predicted model, not a curated record. NCBI's taxonomy places the organism in Eukaryota, Metazoa, Arthropoda, Arachnida, Sarcoptiformes, Oppiidae. Bases 80 to 1999 code for a protein of 639 amino acids. The transcript has a single exon. Gene Ontology annotation, cellular component: autophagosome; cytoplasm. Gene Ontology annotation, molecular function: protein serine/threonine kinase activity; ATP binding.
AAUUAUCACCAAUUGUUAGAACAGAUAUCAUCAAAAAAAGACUGUUCAGACAAACAGGACAGACAGACAACCGAUAGAUAUGAGUGAUGAUAGCAGUGAUAGUAGAAGUAGAAGAAGAAAAAGGCGAAGAAGAAACAGCGGACCAGCUGCUGCUGCCGGUGCACCCAGUAGUCAUGGCUCAGGUAGUCAGUCACCACCAACAGGCCAGAGACAGUUUGUUGAUCCGAUGGAAGAGUUGUUGAGAUUCUAUGAUGAACAGCAAGAACAACAGGAACAAGCAGGAGAAGCACAGUUACCACAAUGGCAACCACCAGUUCGGGUACCCGCGACCGCGACAUAUACUCGAACGGCUGAGGAAGAUCCGCAACCAAUUGUAUCGUCGGGCGAACAGACACCGCCAUACCUGCCAUUCGAACAACAGUAUUCGUGGGAAUUCAUGGAACCAACACCAGUACCACUAUCGCCCGGUGCGACGGCGACGACGACAGCAGCGUUUCUGGAACGACUACGAGCCAGACAGCCGUCGACAAGCAUACCGUCACCGACACCAAUGCCAUCGCCGGGAACAUCUAUGGAAACACAUCUACGACGACUGGGUAGAUGGCCGGCAAACUCACCCACACCAUCAUCAUCGGCUGCCGGCAGUGACCCCGAUAGGUCUUCUAUUGAUUUUCUGGCAAACCUUAGCAUACCAUCACCGACACCAUUACCGGCCAGUUCGCCAUCGUCGUCGUCAAAACAGGCUUAUGAUUCAUACAGAUCACCAGUACAACCAUCGCCAUCGCCAUCACCGUCACCGUCAACAUCGGGAACAAUUAUACAUCAAAUAUCAUUGGACUCUUCGAAUGCAACAAUUAUCGCACCACAACAAACAGCAACGGGUGGCGGAUCGACAAUAGACCUGAUAUCUAGUUCAUCAUCGGGAUCCGAUUCAGGACUGUUGGGUUUGGCCAGGGCAUUUCGUGAAGAACAUAGAGAAAAACAGGAACAACUGGAUGAAUAUGGACAGCCGCCAUUAUCACCAUACGCUCAGAUAGCCUACAAUUAUCCCGAUUGGUCGAAUGUGGGUAAAGAGUAUCAAACAAAGAUACCGAAAUUAGAACCGUUGCCAUUGGAUGAACGAAAAUAUGUCGAAUCCAAGGGCAUAGAAUUUAAGCAACGUUUGGGCAAAGGUGGCUACGGAUCGGUAUAUCAAUGUAAACUAAAUGGUCCGCUACCCGGCCGACUCAAAUUUCCCCGUGAAAUGAUGGCCGUCAAGAUUUUGUCGUUAAGCCGGUACAUUGGUCAGGGCCUGAACACACGUACGCCGUACGAAGCGGUGAAAAAGAUGACCGAAGAGUAUCGAUUGCAACGCGAUUUGUUUCAUACAAACAUCGUUACCACUGUCGACAUGCUUGAGAUCAGGGAUACGAGUACACAGUUUCCAUGUAUACGGCACUUGCAUUUUAUGGAACUGUGUAAUGGAAAUCUAAGGGAACUAUUGAAACAAUUCGUAACAAUGGCCGAAACAGAUGCCAAACAAUGGUUUCGUCAUAUAUGUUAUGGACUCAGAUAUCUGCACGGUCGCGGUAUACGCCAUAUGGACAUCAAAUGCAUGAACAUACUAUACAAAGGUCAGUAUCCGGGUCCGGCUAUUUUCAAAUUGGCCGACUAUGGUAUGGCCAGCGAAAAAGAAGAGCUUGGUGGUCAAUACGGUACCAGACGCUAUAUGGCACCGGAAAUCAACGAUCAGAUCACUUACCAGACCAUGCCGUGCGAUAUCUGGUCGUUGGGUAUGUCAUUGUGCGAGACAUUGGGCGGCGUUGAUCAACAAACAGCAUUUAGAAGACAGCUUAUGUAUGUAAACAAUACGGGUAGGUUUGCCAUAUUUAAGUCGAGUACAAAUUACAAGAUUAAUACCUAUGAGUUUUGUCGUAUGAUUCUGACUAUGGUUGAACAUAAUCCGACAGUCAGGGCUACUAUUGAACAGAUUAUCAAUUGUGAUUGGUUUACAAUGUAAUAUCAUUGGGUCAGUCCGUAUCGGUCGAUUCAAUAAGGGUAUUGGGUAAGUGAGGGUUAGGUGGGUAUGUGUGAUGUGUGUGCCUAGAGUUUUAAAAAAAUUGUUAUUAUGUUAUGUUAAUAAAAAAAAAACUUAUAGUGAAAUCAAUGGUUAAGGUAAAUAUAUAAUUUAAUUAAAAAUA